UGAGAGGCAACAGCUGAGCUGGAGGAGGAGGAGAAGAGGAGCGCAGUCCAUUGGCACUGCUAGGGACCCUCCUCUCGUUUCAUCCCCCCCUUCUGCCCGGGAGCACCAGCAUGCCGGUGGCCAGAGCCGGCUCUGCGCCUCAGCUCUCUGUUCUCACCUCGCCGUCACUCCUCUCUUUUAUUCCUCUCCUGGUAAACAUUGCUCUGCUCUUCACUGCAAGUGUGACAUGUCCAGCACCCAAACCUCACCAACUGGACAAAGGCGGGCGUUUGACUUGACCGAAGGAAAGAGUCGGCAAAGACCGGAGAACAGAAAAGACGCGAGAACUAAGGGAUCAAACUCUGACACCAAAGACAAUCCACAAAGGACAACAUAACUUGUUGUUGUUAAUCGAAUUGGUCUAGAUUUACGGACUUGAUUCUCUGUUGCAGAUCAGAAAGGGGACCGGUUAGAUCUGUGUGAUGCAUUACCUGCUCAGCAGAUUUGGAAGCCAGCUGGAAGAUAUCAGCUGUUGUUAAAUACUCGCGCAUGAUUUGAGAUGACAAUUUAUGGGAUGGAUCAGUCUUAAUCUCUGCGUUUGAACGAACUCUUUUCAAGACGCGCUUCAAUCAUCAUGCUGGAUACUAAUCACUGCCUGCACAUCGACACUUCCUCCUUGGUGGCUCAACCAAUCAGAGACGAUACCAGCAAGCCAGGGAUAACCAUGGAUUACGAGAGACACGCCUAUCAUAGCUUGAAAGAAGUGCUACAGCUCAAACUGCAGCAGCGACGCACCCGAGAGGAGCUGGUCAGCCAAGGGAUCAUGCCUCCACUGAAGAGCCCGGCCGCUUUCCACGAGCAGAGGAGAAGUCUGGAGCGGGCACGGACGGAGGACUAUCUGAAGCGGAAGAUUCGGAGCCGUCCUGAGAGGUCGGAGCUCGUGAGAAUGCACAUACUGGAAGUACUCCCCAAGACUAGACAAGAACUACACCAGGAAGAGACAUCGGCCGAGCCCUCUCUGCAGGCCAAGCAGAUGAAGCUGAAAAGAGCUCGUCUGGCUGAUGACCUCAACGAUAAGCUUUCUCACCGACCUGGCCCCAUCGAGCUCAUCCACAAGAAUAUCCUGCCCGUGCACACAAUCAUUGGUACGGAGUCACCAAAGGGCGAUAGCUCCUCAUUGGACGAGGACAGCAGUGAUGCGCUCUCUCCUGAUCAGCCAGCCAAUCACGACUCUCCCCUCAGCUCCAGCCAGCAGCACUCGCCGCCUGAUGUGCUUAAUCUGAAUGGGCACCCAUCUCCCCCUCAGUUCCUCCCGCAAGUCCCUCCGCAGCUGAAUGGCACGGACGUUCCUCCACCGCAGUUGCUGACCAAUGGGGCCUUGACCCCCACCGUCGUCACACCGCGUCCAACCACGGGGCAGACGAAGUCGUCGUCUAAGUCCAGUUCGGACCGGCCGUCCCAGCGGCCCAAGAAGGCCAAGGACAGCAAGCCCAAGGUGAAGAAGCUCAAGUACCACCAGUACAUCCCGCCGGACCAGAAGGCGGAGCGCGAGCCGCCGCCCCAGAUGGACUCGUCCUACGCCAAGCUGCUCCAGCAGCAGCAGCUCUUCCUGCAGCUGCAGAUCAUCAGCCAGCAGCAGCAGCACUACAACUACCACACCAUCCUGCCUGCGCCGCCCAAACCCCCUACCGAGCAGCAGCAGCAGCCUCCGCCUGCUCCCCCUCCCCCAGCCAACCCUGGGCCCUCCCCGUCCCGUGCCGUGCCAACCCCCGCCUCCUCCUCCACCCCCUCCUCCAGCCAGACCGGGUCCAACCGCCAGGGCCAGCCCCCGUCUGCCGACGCCAAGCCAAGCACCCUGCCGGCGAACCUGGACGAGUUCAAAGUGGCUGAACUCAAGCAGGAGCUCAAACUGAGGGGUCUGACCGUCUCGGGCACCAAGAACGACCUGAUCGAGAGGCUGAGGAACUACCAGGAGCAGAACGGCGGUGCCCAGAAAGCUGCCCAGUCUCAGGGGCAAGCGAACGGUCUCGUGCCGGUUGUCGCACUGUCCAAGGAAGCCCCAGUGAAAUUGGGAACCGUCCCGGUUGUCAACGGCCAUGUCACUCAGAUGCCCCACGUGAUGCGCUUCAGCAGCACAAGCUCCUCCCCUCCGGUGUCUCCCGCCCCCUCUGACCGGUCAUUGGCUGGAAUGAGCCCAGACGAGACGAGCUGUAAUGGCGACGUGUUUGGUGAAAUGGUGAGCUCCCCUCUCACUCAGCUCACGCUGCACCCGUCCCCGGAGCCCCUGGAGGCCGCCGUGGUGAAGGAGGAGCCGCGGGGCCUCGGCCAGCUCUCCAGCUGCCUCGCCCGGGCCCAGCCCCCCCUCCACAACAACGCCACCGCCGCCGGUCAGAACAAGGACCAGAUGCUGCAGGAGAAGGACAAGCAGAUCGAGGAGCUGACGCGCAUGCUGCGCCAGAAGCAGCAGCUGGUGGAGACGCUGCGCCUGCAGCUGGAGCAGGGCAAGCGCAACGGUAACGGCGGCGUCGGCGUCGGCGGCGUCGCCAUGGACAUCCCCAACAUGGUCAUCGCCACCGCCGCCGAGACCCACCUCCUCCUCAACGGCGUCCAGCUCAACGGCGUGACCGCCACGGUGAAGGAGGAGACCGAGGACGAGAAGAUGGCGCUGACGACGGCGACGACACCGGCAACUACGGUAAACGCUCCUGUGGUGGCCAUGGAGACGCAGCAGCAGACGGCGGGCCAGAGGAAGGUGCAGAUGCCGUGCUCCCAGCAGACGCUGCUCAAGCUGCAGCAGAUCCAGCGGCUGCAGGCACAACAGCAGCAACAGCAACAGCAGCAGCAGCAGCAGCACGUGGAGCUGCAGAGGAUAGACCUGCAGCAGCAGCAGCAGAAACUGCAGCAGCUGAUCCUACAGCAGAGACAGGCACAGCAACUGCAGCAACAACAACAACAACAACAACUACAACUACAACAGCAGCAACAGCAACAACAACAGCAACAACAGCAGCAGCAGCAACAACAACAACAACAACAGCAGCAGCAGCAGCAGCAGCAGCAGCAACAACAGCAACAACAACAACAGCAGCAGCAUCAGAGGAAGCAGCUGAGGCCUCAGAAGCAGCAGCAGAGGCAGCAAAAGAAGCAGGAGCCUCCCAAACCACAGCAGGCCCCUCAAGUGUUUGUUACCCAGCAACCCAGUACACCGGUCACAACUCCCUCAAUCUCAUUGGACCUCCUCAAGGCACAUCCCGCCCCUACGUUGGUGACGGACGGCAAUGGAAACCACUAUCUGAUCACACUGACCAACAGCAGCACAGACGGCCAGCUGCCCAUUUCGCCACAGAGCAAGACCAACGGACGCAUCACUCUUCAGAGGUUACAGUCGACCCCUGUCAAGCUCCCCAGCCAAUCACCUGUACAGAUGGUCUCCAGCAACAACCAAUCAAAACCAAAGGAGCAGACGACUCCUGUUAAACAGCCUGUGAAAAAGAGGACCGCCCUCCAUCUGCAGACCAAUGGCGUGCAGGAGCCCAGCGUGCCGGUCACUGCUCCACCCAAUCUCCAGCCUUUCUUCUUCACCAAGGACUCCUCAUUGGAUCAGACCAUCUCGCCUCCACCAAUCAAGCCGGAGGUGUGUCCGACCUUUGACCGACACACCUUGUUCACCCCUCCCUCUCCUAAACAGACCUCUCACUCCACUUCACACAAAGAGAAUGGCUCAUGCAGUCAGCAUAUUGACGACUUGUUUGACAUCCUCAUCAAGAGUGGAGAAAUCUCCUCCAAUUUCAAAGCCAAUCCAGACCCGUCCCUGUCAGAGCUGCACUCCAACCCGCCCACCCCCUCCCCUCCCUCCUCCCCCCUCCGCCUCUCCCCGCCGACACCUCCUCCAGAGCCGUCCUCCAUCUCCUCCUCCCUGUCCUCCACCUCCUCCCUCUCCUCCUCCUCCCAGCACGCCUCCCUGCGGAGCGGGCGGCUGGAGGACUUCCUGGAGAGCACCACGGGCGCGCCGCUACUGGGCGUGGCCCCCGGCGACGGCGGCGACGACGACGCGGACGGCCCGCUGACGCUCAUCGACGAGCUGCACAGCCAGAUGCUCAGCACGCCCAGCAUCCUGGACCACCCGCCGUCGCCCAUGGACACCAGCGAGCUGGGCUUCGCGCCGCACCCCGCCGGCCUGGACUUCGGGGACCCCACCCUGGACGGCAUGGACUGGCUGGACAUAUCCAUGGGCGGGGGAGGGGGCGGCGUGGGCAGUGGCGUCGGCAUCGGCGGGAGCGGAGACGGCACGGGGAGCGCCAACGGCGUCGGGGGCGGCGGGGCCGGCGAGAGCGCCACCAUCUUGGCGCCGCUCGGCUCGCACACGCCCCCUAGUGUCUUCUCGGCAGACUUUUUGGACAGCUCAGACCUGCAGCUGCACUGGGACUCCUGUUUGUAGCCCCCCACCCCCCUUCCCCAACCCGCCUGUGACCGCACUUGCUUGUGUGGUCUUUGCCCGCUGGCGCUAGUGCAGCCGGGACACGGACAAGGACACAAACUCAUCGCUGUAAAAGGGGGGACGCCACUCGCGAGCAAGCAGACAUUUAGACACACAUCCACGAACUGUGCACAUUAUGCUGAGAAAAGCCCCUGCUGGAAAUCGGCUGCAAAAAAAAAAAAAAAAGCCCAAAAUCAGGGGGGGAUGGGGGAGAGACCCUCUCCGUCUCCCUGGCGUCCGUUCCUCUGAUGGCGUAAGCACUGAGUUAUAUCUCCCUCCUGUCCUGCUCUGGACUCCCCCACGACUCUCCACCCCACCUGCUGCACCACCCGCUACACCACCCGCUGCACCACCUGCAUCCAAAGACUUUGCCAACAACAGUCCCGCUGCGGUUCUCCUCCUCCUCUCGGGCCUCUCCACCAUUUAGCUGCUUCUCACAGGGCAGCACUCAGAGAGCAGUACGCUGUGGCCAUGCGUAGGCUUUCUCUGUCAGGCAGGAAAACUUCCGGGGGGGAGGGGUAGUAGUUUCGACAUAUCUGUGGUAGGAGUUGGGCUGCUGCGGCGGCAGAUCUAAGAUGGAUUUGGGGAAAGAAGAGAGGAAAUUUCACAAAUGUAAUACCAAAGGCAGUGUCACUUUUCAAUGAGCAUAGUGUUGUUGUUUUUUUUUAAAAAGAAUGAAUAAAUGAAUAAAAUCUAUUACCAUCUAUGCUGGUUUCCAGACAUCCACAAACCAAUAGUGGUCAUCGAGCUACCUUUUCUUGGUGAAAUUGCUGAACACUGCAACUGAGCCUGGUAGCCUGCAGUUGUGCGGUUGGACGUUGGACGAUGUCCGCCUGGUCCCAGUAAGUGUAAUCUCAUGGUCCGCGCUGCAUGGCUUCUCCAUAAGAGACAGGGUCAUCACCGUCAGCUGUUUUCCCUUUUUUAUUGCUGGUAAUUGGUCAGGUCAGAUGUGCCUUACAGUGUAAGGCUUCACAGUCCUGGACAUAAAAACAGUCAAGCCAGUGUUUUACAGUUUUGAGGUUGUGUACAUUCUACAGUUAUAUUUUAAAAUAUCACCACGGUAACCGAGGGUGCCCUGUCACUCAUGCGCUGGGUCCAAGUUGGGCUUCUGUCACUGUUGUACUGCUGUGCCCUUGUUCUUGUGUAUUAGCACUGAGUUUAUCCUUUCUCUGUUUCUCUCUCUUUCUUUCUUCCUUCCUUCCUUCCUACCAUUCUUUCUCUCUCUCUUCCUCUUCCUUUCUCUCUAUCUCUUUGUAAUUGACUAUAAUGUUGGUGGACUCUCAGUGUAUCAGUUCUUCCAACUUUGCACUUAAGACUUCCUGAACUGGUACCCUUGUAUCGGGACAGGGCUUUCAAAUACACACAGCCUCCUGGGAAUUUGGUUUGGUGAUGUUCAUCAGAUCACUAUGCAUUGCUAUUAUUUGGGGUAUAUAUUAUAAGUUGUGCUUUUUCUUUCUUCUCCCCUUGAUUGUAUAGUUUUAGCAGGUGGAGAUUUGAGCUGGGCUUCCAGGUCAAAAAUAUUUGAACCUUGUAAUUUUUUUAAAAGAAUUAAAAAAAAAAAUGACCAAA
Molecule: messenger RNA, 6025 nt
Organism: Sardina pilchardus (European sardine)
Lineage: Eukaryota; Metazoa; Chordata; Actinopteri; Clupeiformes; Clupeidae
Gene: mrtfab
Product: myocardin related transcription factor Ab
Exons: 18
Coding region: 614-4417 (1267 amino acids)
Biological process (GO): smooth muscle cell differentiation; positive regulation of transcription by RNA polymerase II
Cellular component (GO): nucleus
Molecular function (GO): transcription coactivator activity
Source: RefSeq, a predicted model, not a curated record